Molecule: messenger RNA, 1653 nt
Organism: Camelina sativa (false flax)
Lineage: Eukaryota; Viridiplantae; Streptophyta; Magnoliopsida; Brassicales; Brassicaceae
Source: RefSeq, a predicted model, not a curated record
GCUUCCUAGUUUCUCCUUUCUCAAGUUUUCUUAUAUUCUCUCCUACAUGUCUUCGCAUCCCUUCUCUCUCCCAUCCCAAGAAAUCUUUGAUUCUAUGAUUCUCUUUUCUCUUCAUCUUUAUAAUAACAUAUAUCUAUCACCUGAGACGGAACUUCUUCGCAACCAUUCUUUCUUUCCUCUAUCAAAUCCAAAGAACUACCUGAAGACUAUAUCUCUCUUUUUCUCUCAAAAGCUUUUCAACUACACGGAUAACGGAAACAAAAUGACUCACCGUAUAACUUCUCGAUGUUUCUCCAUCAUGCUUCUAUGUCUUCUAAUCACUUCACCUCUAGAUGUUAUAGCUCAGGGUCAGGGAGGACAAGGUGAUAUACCAGUUGUUAAUCCUACAGCUCCCGGUGGUAGCACCACCACACCAACCAUAACCCAGCCAUCACCGCCUACCUCAACAUUCCCAGGUCCAACUACACCAACAACUACACCAACUGGAGGUUAUCCACCACUUGAUGGUACCACACCAACCGGUGGUUACCCGCCACUUGAUGGCACCUCACCUCCAGGUGGUGGUGGUGAUGUUGGUGGUGGUUACGGUGGUGGUAAUGCACCUGGUGGAGGUGGUGACACUGGUGCAGGUGGAGGAGGUGGCGGCGGUUAUGGUGGUGGUGCACCUGGUGGCGGAGGAGGAGGUGACACCGGUGCAGGAGGUGGUGGUGCAACUGGUGGUGGUGGUGGUGGUGGUGACACUGGUGCAGGGGGAAGUGGCCAGUGGUGUAUAGCGAAAGCAAAUGCUUCGCCAACAUCAUUACAGGUGGCUUUGGAUUACGCAUGUGGGUAUGGAGGAGCUGAUUGUGGCCAGAUCCAACAAGGUGCAGCCUGUUACGAGCCUAACACUAUUCGUGAUCAUGCUUCCUUUGCUUUCAAUAGUUAUUACCAGAAGCAUCCUGGUUCAGACAGCUGCAAUUUUGGAGGGGCAGCCCAACUUACCAGUACAGAUCCAAGUAAAGGAAGCUGUCACUUCUCAUCAUCAUCAGGAACAGUCAGCACAAGCCCACCAAGUCAAAUGAGUCCACCAGAUUUUAAUUCCCCACCAUCAUCUACAUACCCACCCCCUAUAACAACUCCAACUACAGGCACAACUGCUCCUGGACCACCAUUCGGCGUGGCAGAGCCAACAGGGCUUCCAAGUUCAGCAACACAUGUGUCACAUAGCCUUCUCUCAAUCUUUACAGCAGUUGGGAUACUAAUGCCACUGCUCAGGGAAAAUUAUCUUUAAACGGUUUCAGGGUUUAAUCAUUCUCUGCGAAUUAUGAGGCGCGUUAUCCAUACCUACCAUCACGAUAUAUGGAGUUUGAGAAAGCAGCCGUGAUCAGCAAGAAGAUUUGAAUCCAAGACCUUACUCUCACCAUUUGUUGUAUUGCUAUAGUUCAUCACUGAAAGUAUAUUUAUUUAGUAGGAGAUAUUACAAAAUCAAAGGGCUUAGGAUAUAUACAUUCUUGUAGACACAUUAAGCAUAAUGUAACUCUCCACAGUUUUAGAAAAUAAAAUACUUAGGGAACGGUUAAAAAAUACAAAAGCAAUGUCAGACAUGAUUAAUUGUACAAAGAUAUAACAGAAAAUAAUAUGAAAGCUACUUCAAGUAGCUACUUACCUGCAGCA